Molecule: messenger RNA, 672 nt
Organism: Gossypium raimondii (Peruvian cotton)
Lineage: Eukaryota; Viridiplantae; Streptophyta; Magnoliopsida; Malvales; Malvaceae
Product: transcription factor DUO1
Exons: 2
Coding region: 1-672 (223 amino acids)
Source: RefSeq, a predicted model, not a curated record
AUGCCUAGUGGAUGCAAAUUUUCAGCAGAGGAAGAGAGGGUGGUGAUAGAAUUGCAAGCAGAAUUUGGCAACAAGUGGGCCAAGAUUGCUAGGCAUUUACCAGGAAGAACAGAUAAUGAUGUGAAGAAUUUCUGGAGUGCUAGACGAAAGCGGCUGGAGAGAAUUUCGCACACACCGAAAAGUAAAGGGAAAGACCAUCAUGCUCUCCAUGAAAUGCCAAUGGUGGAGGUUGUUCCAAGCAAUGGUGUCCCGUUAGAGCAAGGAUCAUCAUCUCAUCAACAUCCUUUCUUUCCAGGAAACUUGGAAGAAUUCAAAUUGGUGCCAUUACCUGAUCUAAUUAAGCCAGAUUUCCUGAACAUGGAAACAGGUCUUUCCACACUAGACAUUGAGCCGAUUAGGAUGAUACCGCAACUACAAGUGGACCUUCCCAUCUUGCCAGACUCCUUUGACUUCAACUUUGCCGCCAUGUUCAAUAAUCAGGAGGCUUCUGAAUCUGAAAGUAAACCAAUAUCAUUGACCAAGAUUCCAUCAGCUGGAAUAAAGGGCAGCGAUGCUGAACUUGGAAAGAAGGAAAAUAUAGGAAACUCUGCAACUCCUGAUAGCUUCUUUGAUGAAUUUCCGACCGACAUGUUUGAUUGCCUGGAGCCGCUUGUGAGUUCAUCCGAGUGGUAA